Apaloderma vittatum (bar-tailed trogon) is the source of this 682-nucleotide messenger RNA. It is a transcript of the gene RBP1, whose product is annotated as retinol binding protein 1, cellular. The transcript is spliced from 4 exons. The coding region runs from base 53 to 460 and encodes 135 amino acids. Gene Ontology annotation, biological process: vitamin A metabolic process; retinoic acid biosynthetic process; fatty acid transport. Gene Ontology annotation, cellular component: nucleus; cytosol. The record is from RefSeq and is a predicted model, not a curated record. Gene Ontology annotation, molecular function: fatty acid binding. NCBI's taxonomy places the organism in Eukaryota, Metazoa, Chordata, Aves, Trogoniformes, Trogonidae.
GAAUCAACACUCUGGUCUGAGACUUUGAUUUUGACAAUUGCCUACAGUAGGGAUGCCUGCAGAUUUCAAUGGUUACUGGAAAAUGGUCAGCAAUGACAAUUUUGAGGAGUACCUGAAAGCACUGGAUGUAAAUGUUGCCGUAAGAAAAAUAGCAAACUUGCUAAAACCUGACAAAGAAAUCCUUCAGAAUGGGGAUCAUAUGAUCAUUAAAACGCUAAGCACAUUUAGAAACUACAUCAUGGAAUUUGAUGUAGGAAAGGAGUUUGAGGAGGAUUUAGCUGGGGUGGAUGAUCGCAAAUGCAUGACCACCGUAUCUUGGGAUGGAGACAAGCUCCUCUGUGUACAGAAUGGAGAAAAAGAAGGUCGUGGUUGGACCCAGUGGAUUGAAGGAGAUGAGAUGCAUCUGGAAAUAAGAGUAUGUGGAGUCAAGUGUAAGCAAGUCUUUAAGAAGGUACAGUGAGUCUACUGCUGAUACAGAAGUGAAGAACUGUAGAAUUUACAGACUUCCCACCAAGUCUCCAAAUACUAGUAAUGAACAUCACCAGUGACGAGAGCAAGUACAGAAAUGCAGAUCACAUUAGAACUGUAUAGCGAGAAGAAGAUAUUUUCAACAAAUCAUUUUAAAGAAAUGGCUGCAAAUAGAACUAUUUUUAGAAAUGCCAAUUAAAGAUACUAAACACUA